CCAGGGGGUUCUGAGUCUACAGUUCACACUAUGCUUUGGACAAAGAGAACAUGAUCAGAAGAUAGCAUCAUACACUAUGAUCAUGGCCCCCCGGAAGAGGAAUCGUCAUGCGUUGGGGUUUCUUUGUUGUUUUGGGGGUAGUGACCUCCCUGAAAUCAACCUCAAGGAUAAUAACCCCCUCCAAUUCCUUGAGUUUUCUGUCCCAAUUCCACCAGCAGAAGAGCUCAAUGCCAGAUUCUCCGAACUUGUGGAUGAAUUGGAUCUCACAGACAAGAACAGAGAGGCUAUGUUUGCACUCCCUCCAGAGAAGAAAUGGCAAAUUUACUGCAGCAAAAAGAAGGAACAAGAAGAUCCUAAUAAGCUUGCUACCAGUUGGCCGGAUUACUACAUUGACCGCAUCAAUUCCAUGGCAGCAAUGCAGACUCUGUAUGCUUUCGAUGAAGAAGAAACAGAAAUGAAAAAUAAAAUAGUUGAAGACUUGAAGACAGCUCUGCGGACUCAGCCCAUGAGGUUUGUGACCAGGUUUAUUGAGCUGGAUGGCCUGAGCUGUUUGCUGAACUUCCUGAAGAGCAUGGACUAUGAGACCUCAGAGAGCCGUAUACACACAUCCGUUAUAGGGUGUAUCAAGGCACUGAUGAACAACUCCCAAGGACGGGCUCACGUCCUGGCUCAUCCAGAGAGUAUCAACAUCAUCUCCCAGAGCUUACGGACUGAGAACAUUAAGACCAAGAUUGCUGUGCUGGAGAUCCUAGGGGCUGUCUGCUUGGUACCAGAUGGUCACAAGAAAGUCUUGCAAGCCAUGCUUCACUACCAAGUCUAUGCUGCAGAAAGGACAAGAUUCCAGACAUUGUUGAAUGAGCUAGACCGAAGCAUGGGGCGAUACCGAGAUGAAGUAAAUCUCAAAACAGCCAUCAUGUCCUUUAUCAAUGCUGUUCUGAAUGCUGGUGCUGGUGAGGACAAUUUGGAGUUCCGAUUACAUCUACGAUAUGAGUUUCUAAUGCUGGGAAUUCAACCUGUCAUUGACAAGCUAAGAGGACAUGAGAAUGCCACACUGGACAGGCACUUAGAUUUCUUUGAGAUGGUCAGAAAUGAAGAUGACCUGGAACUUGCCAAGCGGUUUGACCUGAUCCACAUUGAUACAAAAAGUGCCUCUCAGAUGUUUGAGUUGAUCAAGAAGAGAUUGAAGCACUCAGAUGCCUAUCCCUAUUUGUUAUCCAUCCUCCAGCACUGCUUGCAGAUGCCAUAUAAGAGGAAUGGAGGAAACUUUCAGCAGUGGCAGCUGUUGGACAGAAUACUCCAACAAAUUGUUCUUCAGGAUGAACGAGGAGAUGAUCCGGAUAUAGCUCCACUGGAAAACUUCAAUGUCAAAAAUAUCAUUAAAAUGCUUGUGAACGAAAAUGAAGUCAAGCAGUGGAGGGACCAGGCAGAGAAGUUUCGGAAAGAUCAUGCCGAGCUGAUGAGCAGGCUGGAAAAGAAGGAGCGAGAAUGUGAGACAAAGACCCAGGAGAAAGAUGAAAUGAUGAAGACACUGAACAAAAUGAAGGACAAGCUGCAGAAGGAAUCCUUGGAGCUGCGCCAGACCCGGGACCAGAUGAACGACCUGGUGGCUCAACUUAAUGAGUUCUCGCAAGGGGGCAGCAUUUCCUUCCCACCCCCACCACCCCCGCCUCCAGGUGGCCCAUUAGCUUUGUCCUCUUCUCACACGUCUGAGAAUUUGCCGCCGCUGCCACCUCCUCUGCCUUUCUCCAGCUGUCCCCCUCCUCCUGCUCCACCACCUCCUCCAGGAGGACCUCCUCCCCCACCAGGAGCACCACCUUUCUUCAGCAUGGGAAUGCCACCCCCUUCAACAACCACCUUCAGCAGCAGUGGCACCAGCCUGAAGAAAAAAUCUAUCCCGCAGCCUUCACACCCACUGAAAUCCUUCAACUGGGCUAAGCUGAGUGAGGAAAGGAUCCAUGGCACAAUCUGGAAUGAGAUUGAUGAUUUAAAGGCAUUCAAGGUGCUGGAUCUAGAAGAUUUUGAAAAGAUGUUCUCCGCGUAUCAGAGACACCAGGACCUGCUAACUAACCCCUCCUCCUGUAAGCAGAAAGAGAUGGGUUCCACAGAAGACCUUUACCUCUCCACACGAAAGGUGAAAGAGCUCUCUGUGAUUGAUGGCCGGAGGGCCCAGAAUUGUGUCAUUCUCCUUUCCAAGCUGAAGCUGUCUAAUGAAGAAAUCAGACAAGCAGUCUUGAAGAUGGAUGAACAAGAAGACCUAGCAAAAGAUAUGCUUGAGCAGCUGCUGAAGUUCGUUCCUGAAAAGAGCGAUACUGACCUGUUGGAGGAGCAUAAACACGAAAUUGAGCGCAUGGCCCGGGCGGAUCGUUUCCUCUUUGAAAUGAGCAGGAUUGACCACUAUCAGCAGCGGCUGCAAGCAUUAUUCUUUAAGAAGAAGUUUCCAGAGAGGCUGGCAGAAGCAAAACCAAAAGUGGAAGCCAUUCUUCUGGCAUCCAAAGAACUCAUCCGAAGCAAGCGUUUGAGGCAACUCCUGGAGGUAGUUCUGGCCUUUGGGAAUUAUAUGAACAAGGGCCAAAGGGGAAGUGCUUAUGGCUUCAAAGUCUCCAGCCUGAACAAAAUUGCAGACACCAAAUCCAGCAUAGACAGGAACAUUACACUGUUGCACUACUUAAUUAUGAUCUUUGAAAAGAAUUAUCCAGAUAUCCUAGAUAUUCAGUCUGAGUUGCAGCAUCUUCCAGAAGCAGCAAAAGUCAACCUGGUAGAGCUGGAGAAGGAAGUCAACAACAUAAAGACCGGAUUGAAAGCUGUUGAAGCUGAACUGGAUUAUCAGAAGAGACGCAUGCGGGAAGCAGGGGACAGGUUCGUUCCUGUCAUGAGCGAUUUCAUCACAGUGGCCAGUUUCAGCUUCUCAGAGUUAGAAGACCUUCUCAACGAAGCUAGAGACAAGUAUGCCAAGGCACUGAAGCAUUUUGGAGAGAACGAGGGCAAGAUGCAGCCAGAUGAAUUUUUUGGCAUCUUCGACACUUUCUUACAGUCAUUUGCAGAGGCCAAGCAAGAUCUGGAGAAUAUGAGGAAGAAAAAGGAAGAGGAGGAGCGCAGGGCACGCAUGGAGGCCAUGCUAAAAGAGCAGAGGGAAAAAGAGAGGCGACAAAAGAAAGCAAAAGCUGGAAGCAUCUCCGAAGAGAGUGGGGAGUUUGAUGACCUGGUGUCAGCAUUAAGGUCAGGUGAAGUCUUUGACAAAGACUUAUCCAAGCUCAAGCGUAACCGUAAGCGUUCGGGGAACCAAGGUUUAGAGACAAGCCGGGAGCGGGUGGUGACAAAGCUAAAUUAUUAAUUGCAAGAGGAAGAAAAAUAAUCAACCAAAAGAAGGUGAUGAAAAAGUGCAAAACAAGGAAGAUGAAUGUGUGCGAAGGCACCUGGCUGACAGCUGCCCCAAAGGAUUUCUUUGGUCUGUGGCUAGAGACGUUACCUUUCCGUGAUCAGCUUUCCUCCCAUCCCUCUUCUGUGCUCCUAAUUUGAACCAUUAUAAAAGUGCCUCUGUGGAGCCAGCAGGGCCUGUGACUGGGCCAUGCAGAGCUGACAGAUUUUCUUCUGGGAGUUCAUUGUGUCAUCAAAGGCCUCAUGGUGAUGACAGAAAGUACUUGGGCCUUGCAGACUGCCUCACAGCUGGAGAAAGAUAAUUUUCUGUGUGCCAAAGUAAAAACUAGUCACGAUCUCCAUCUUGCUGAUAACAAGCAAGACUAAUUUCAGAGCAGCUCUGUGAACACCUGUCGCUUCUUCAAGAUCUAGACUGGCCUUCAGGGGCUUGUAAAGAUGUGGUUCUCAAGGUUUCCAAUUCUCUUCCAGAAUUGGAUUUUAUAAGCCAUUGAUUAGCACCUGAAAAAUGCUUUUGAUCUCAUGUUCUGUAUAGUAUUUUUGUGUGGCCUACACUGUCCAAAGCAAGCGAUGCUCAGAAGGAAGUAAUCAGGUUCUGGAACAAAUUGAAAUUCAAGAAUCAGGAUCAACAUAAAAUACUUUGCAAAAGUCUUUUGGAUUCUGCUUUUCUAGAAGAAGUUUUCUGAAAUUUAUUGGUGAUUGAGCCUCGAAGCUAUGAAAUGCAUCUUCUAGGAAAGAAGCUCUGGCUUUUCUUUAGAAAACUAACCCACUGGCAGGUUGGGAUUACAAGUAGAUGACUGUGGAGCCUGUUGUCAUUGCUGGAGAGUGGGAGGGAAACAGCGGAACAUUUCUUACCUGUUUGUGCAAGAUUUCUUAGUGCAGCCCAAUGGAAAUCGGGAGCUCCCUAGUAUCGUCCACAGGUCACAAGUAGCAAAAAGCAAACAGGGUCACUGGCUGCAAGAUAUGAGAUUUCUUUUCCACUUGAUGCUAGCUGUGAUUGCUGUUAGCAUGAACUGGUCUUUCUGUCUAACAGGCUGACCUUCACUGCACACACCCCACUCCUACCUAGGGGAAUCACGUAACUCAGUAAGAUAUGAAUGGUGUCAAAGGAGAGCCUUGGAGCCCACAGCCUUUUUCAUUUUGAAGGGAUCACGUGGGAUGAACCAAUGGAGGGUCCCAUAAUGAAAACUGAGAAUUUUUCCAGGAGGACACAGAAUUGUGUAAGCCAAACAGGCUUUGGAGAUAGGUUAAUUCAUAAGAAAAAAAUAAAUUUGUAUUUAAGCUACAUGUAUGAAGCACCCAGCAAAAAAGCAAAGAACCCCAAGAAGAGGCCUGAAUUCUGAAUUCUGUGUGUCUUCAUGGCUCUAGCAAAGGGAUUGGAUUGUGUGGGCUGUCAUGGGCUUUUUUUUUUCUUUUGAAUCUUGUCUUCCUUUUUUAUUAUCUUCCCUGGAGAAGAAAAAGAGGAAAAGAAAGAAAUGUGAUGGAUUCUUCCUCCUAGACAGAAAGAAAAGAGAGAACAUUUGAGAAGAGGGACCUACCAUCUACAAACUAUGCAUCAACAGUCAAGAGCACAAAAUGUCAAGGAAUCCCAGGGAAGUGAAAAAAGCUCUAUUUGUCACUUUAAUCAUUUGGUUUGAUUUUUCUCUGAAUGUCACGUAACCUCAGGCUCUGCACUGAGUCUGCAGAACAGAACUUCCUCUGCCAUGCACGCUGCCUGAUCAGUAUUACAUACUACCGAUAUCGGAGAAACAAACUGUGGUGGUUUUCUGAACGCUUUGAGAGUAAAAUAAUUAUGUAAACUAUGGAAAGAAGCAAAAAAGUCAGAAUUGUUAAACUCUAAUGUUUCAUUGUUUACUGAAUUUUGAGUCUCCCACCCCAGAAUUUCCCUAUUUACAACAUUCCAGACUGCCGCGCCUCUGUAUAAUACUCAUCGUAAAGAGCUGGUAUCUUACAAGAGCUGGGUGCAUUCUCCUCCCUUACUAUCCCACUCCCCUUCUGGGAUUAGCUAUUAACAGCAAUGCCCAUUGCAGCGGACACAAGCACCUUGUAGAAGAAA
Molecule: messenger RNA, 5428 nt
Organism: Gymnogyps californianus (California condor)
Lineage: Eukaryota; Metazoa; Chordata; Aves; Accipitriformes; Cathartidae
Gene: DAAM2
Product: dishevelled associated activator of morphogenesis 2
Exons: 26
Coding region: 77-3331 (1084 amino acids)
Biological process (GO): regulation of non-canonical Wnt signaling pathway; positive regulation of canonical Wnt signaling pathway; actin cytoskeleton organization
Molecular function (GO): small GTPase binding; actin binding
Source: RefSeq, a predicted model, not a curated record